Messenger RNA from Varroa destructor (honeybee mite), 300 nucleotides. RefSeq lists its product as uncharacterized. The record is from RefSeq and is a predicted model, not a curated record. Lineage: Eukaryota; Metazoa; Arthropoda; Arachnida; Mesostigmata; Varroidae. Gene Ontology annotation, molecular function: nucleic acid binding; zinc ion binding.
AUGUCUGGACGGGAAUGCUUCCGCUGCCAUAAGUCUGGCCAUUUUGCCCGUGAAUGUCCGGAGGGCCACGGCGGUUAUGGGGCCGGUGACCGUGGUUACGGAGGAGGCCGUGGUGGAUAUGGCGGUGGAGGCCGUAUGGGCGGCGGUGGCGGCGGCGGCGGUGGUGGUAGCCGGGGCUGCUUCAACUGCGGCCAGGACGGACACAUGGCGCGCGAGUGCCCUACCGCUUCCUCAGGCCGUUCGUGCUACCGCUGCCAACAGCCUGGACACAUUGCCCGCGACUGCAAUUCUAACUUGUAG